Messenger RNA from Fusarium odoratissimum NRRL 54006, 2387 nucleotides. RefSeq lists its product as uncharacterized. NCBI's taxonomy places the organism in Eukaryota, Fungi, Ascomycota, Sordariomycetes, Hypocreales, Nectriaceae. Bases 59 to 2281 code for a protein of 740 amino acids. The transcript has 3 exons. The record is from RefSeq and is a predicted model, not a curated record.
CGAUCCCGUCGAUCUUCAGCCUUAUUUGCCAGCUCCUUAUGCACGCCCAUGACUCACUAUGGGUCCUCAAGAGUUCGAACUCAGGUCGGUGGUUACUCUCACCAAUGAUCCAGAUGGUGAGCCUCGUCGACCAUGGCAAUCUUCGGGCUUAGCAAAGGAUAAGCAAGUUGUUCGCUAUCACAAACGCUCAUUAUGGAUCUUUGGGUUCUAUCUCCUUAUUCUCGUCCUACCGUGGAUGUUUACCUGUUUUCUGAUGAUCAGGCCAAUCAACAAGGAAUCAUAUUUCAACCAGGCGGGAUCAAUAACCCCCGGAGACGUGGAUAAUUGGCACAGAUCGCGCGUUGCUCUCAGCUCUCUCACUGCAAUCUCAAGUGUUAUUGGACUCCCAAUAGUUUCUGGCCUCCUUGCCCAUGGAGCGGUUGUCUAUACCCAGCUUCGAAACCCAGGUCAGAAAUUGAGCGUCUUGCAGCUAUUUGCGCUGGCAGAUAGAGAAUGGCUAGACCCUCGAUAUCUGUUCAAACCUCCAAGCAAGUUUAAGAGCACGGAAAGAUCACUUUACCUUUGGCUGGCGACUUUUCUCAUUCUGAUCACCGCUAUCCAACCACCUAUACAAACCAUCCUAGUCCGAGACGAAAGGAUUGACGUUGUGACGUGCAAAGGGCAUCCCGCGAGACACAAAGAUCACUAUUCGGGAGCUUGCAAAUAUCCUUUCAAGGAUCUGGAUACCCAGGUCAUUGCGCGGGACGCGGAGCCCAUCGAUCUGAACUUCUGCCCACAAGACGUUGUCGUCAAGAAGACCAGCCAGAAGCUACUCAGCUCCGCUAACAACGAUAUCCAAACCAACUUGUGGUCUGAUGAGGCUUUGCUUGGAGAAAACCCAAACUAUUACAUGGACAAUAGGCGGACUCUUGACUGGUACUACCAGAGGUUGUCAUACGAUAAAAGCAAACGGUUAUAUUACGCGUCAUCCGUCGCCAAUGGUACCGGCACUGGGGUUUAUCGGCAUCAUGCAGUCAGGAUGGACUCCGCAGCAGAGUGUUACUUAACCAAAAACUUCCCGAAAGAGUGCGAAGGAGGCAAACCAUUCACACCAUCUUUCUCCGAGGGCUGGCUGAAUGUCAGCAUUUGUGCCGAAGGAAGUUAUGACACUGUGGCUUGGAACACAAGUCGAGACAAACAAGAACAUAACGAGACUUUGUGGUUGUCUAUGAAAUGGGAUAUUCCUGAAGGUGAAGACACGUCCGGACUUUUUCGCAACAAUGAUAGCUACGUCCUGAGAUGCGACAGCGUUUCAAGAAGAGGAUGGUUUCAGCUCCCGAACGACGCAAACGGUGGGAAGCCUGGGCCCUUACGUGACGAGUGGCCUUCGUGGCGAGAACUCAAGUACGAGUUCAACGAUUAUUAUAUCAAUAGCCCUCAGUGGGAUCGCAAAUUUCCAGCUGACAGGUAUCCAGCAGCAGAAAUCCCGGACGAAGAACUGCAAAAGUAUCGCGAUCAAUUGAGCUACACCUACCAGGGACCCUCUGUGCCUGGCCCACUCAUGACGGUGGCUCUGGCUAUGUUUGGAAAUUCGUCAUUCUUUCAAGCAGCCAGGGUUGCUGAUCGUGACACUUACAACCAGACCAUCAACAACAUCUGCGAGAACUCGUUGUUUCCAAUGCUUGGAAUGAUGCCACGCAAUUAUGAUAUGGGCGGGUGCAGCCGUUCUGUAAGAAAUCGGAACAAAACUCCGAAAAUGCAGGAUGUGGUUUACAAUUACUUCAACGGCCUCAAGAAUGAAGAGGCCACCGCACAAGCACUCGAAAAGGCCAUGUUCUUUGCGAACGAAGCCCUUCUCACCACCGCCGCCUCGCUAUCACAGAACCGCCCAAUUUUCUAUAACCCGGGAACUGCAGUCAUGAAGCCAAAGAAGGAUUUAGCAGCGGUGAUAACUGUCACUACACUAAUAGGUCUUCAAGUUGUGGCACUUUGUGCGCUGAUGUGGUUCAUCCUACGUGCCCCUACGUGGACGGAGACUCUUGAUGCGGAUGCCCUGGCGCAGAUUGGAGGUCAGCUGAAGGAAUGGGGAGAGCCCAGGCCCGACCUGACGCAGAUAAAUGGUAUUGUGGGAGUUGAUGAGACUCGACAUCAGGCCAAGACGUCAUCGGUGAGACUGUCGACGGGGCAAGAUGCUGCUUCCCAUUCAGGGUCUAUACAUUUGACACUUGGCGGGGAGGGAUUGAUCAACAGAAGUGUGAUGGAGAGGAUGCAAGCAGAUACAACUACUGCGGUCCAAGCGUAAUGAAUCUGUUUGGCAAGCAAGUUCGAAGCAAUCCUGAUGUCGGGACCCCUUUUCAAAAACUCUACCUUGAUCUUAAUGCCAGUCGAUUUAAUAAUAUCACCAGGAC